AUGAUGCUCCACCGCGUCCGCGACUUCCCCCCCGGCCUGUUCCUGCUGGCGCGCGGUUCCGCCUCCGCCGCGGAGCUGCGCAGGUUCGCUGACGGCUCCGGGCUGGCCGAGCUGCGGCUCGCGGCCCUGGCCGACGAGCUGGCGGCCGAGUUGGCCGAGCUGGAGGUCCUCGGCUGCGCGCUGCUCGCGGCCUCUGCCGCCGUGCCGGCCGACGUCAGACAGGUCGCGCAGCUGAGCGCUUGCAACCAGGAGGUCGCGGGCGAUGGCUCCUUCGCGGCGGCGUUCGUGGGCCAAUUCUGUGGCUGGGCGCACCCGCGGCGCUACCUUGAGCUGCUGUGGGAGGCCGGGUACUUGGGCCAUGUCCUGCACCUGGCGGCUACGUCGGUGGGCUUCGGCGCCACGGGUAUCGGCUGUUUCUUCGACGAUUUCGCUCUGGGCCUGCUGCGCAGCCCGCGCGGCGGCCUGGAGUCCGCGGGCGACAGCAGGUCGGGGCCGCUGGGCCCAGAGGAUGCCGCGUUCCAGGUGCUGUAUCUCUUCCGGGAG
Molecule: messenger RNA, 543 nt
Organism: Prorocentrum cordatum
Lineage: Eukaryota; Dinophyceae; Prorocentrales; Prorocentraceae
Source: the annotation of a GenBank genome assembly